This is a messenger RNA of Sphenostylis stenocarpa, 1614 nucleotides long. The record is from the annotation of a GenBank genome assembly. Lineage: Eukaryota; Viridiplantae; Streptophyta; Magnoliopsida; Fabales; Fabaceae.
AUGGUAGCUGAGAAGCACCCUUCCCCCACAUACUUCAUCCUCCUACUCAUAACCAUCACGCGUUUGAUCUCCACAGUAGGAAAAACCUCCCAAUGGAAGGCCGUCUUGCCUGCAGAGCUUGCUGCUGUAGACGAAGACGUCUUUAACAAGCUCCGCGGAGACGUGGAAGCUCUUCAAGGAAGAGCUUCGAAGGACUACGGCAACAUAGCUCGCGAAGUCCCAUUGGCAGUCUUCCACCCGGCGUCGGCCCAGGACAUCGCGCGGCUGAUCAAGGCGUCGUAUAAGGGGGCUGUCCCCUUCAAGGUGGCGGCGAGGGGGCAAGGGCACUCCACGCGCGGGCAGGCUAUGGCACGUGGCGGCGUGGUGGUGGACAUGGCAGGGUUCAGAGAGAGGGGGGGUGGGGUGGGAAUAAGGGUGGGCAAGAUGGUGGACCCUUCUGUUGGUUACUUUCACUACGCUGAUGUUGGAGGAGAACAACUUUGGAUCGAUGUGCUUCACGCCACGCUCGAGCAUGGACUUGCACCUCUCUCUUGGACUGAUUAUUUGUACUUGACAGUGGGAGGGACUCUCUCCAAUGCUGGCAUCAGUGGCCAAACCUUCCGCUAUGGUCCUCAAAUCUCCACUGUUCGUGAAAUGGAUGUCAUCACUGGAAAGGGAGAAUUUGUGACCUGCUCUUCUGAGACGAAUUCUGAGUUGUUUCACGCGGUUCUUGGAGGUUUAGGACAAUUUGGAAUUAUAACAAGAGCAAGAAUUGCUCUUGCGCCAGCUCCAAAGAGGGUUAAAUGGGUUAGACUUUUGUACAAUGACUUUUCUGCUUUUACCAAAGACCAAGAACAGUUAAUCUCAAUCUCUGGAAGGAAACAAAAUAUUGCACUGGAUUAUGUGGAAGGGUCGCUGCUAAUGCACCAAGGACCCAUAAAUAAUUGGAGAUCUUCUUUCUUCCCUUUAGCCGACCAUGGUCGAAUAAUUUCACUAGUAACUGAACACAGCGUCCUCUAUUGCCUAGAAGUUGCCAAAUAUUAUGAUGGCCAAAGUGAAAACAAUGUAGACAAGGAACUCCAAGUUUUACUCCAAGGAUUGAACUACAUCCCCGGAUUUUACUAUGAAAAAGAUGUCUCGUAUGUUGAUUUCUUGAAUAGAGUCCGAAGUGGAGAGUUGAAGCUACAGUCACAGGGUCUUUGGGAUGUUCCUCACCCGUGGCUUAACUUGUUUAUACCAAAAUCUCAGAUCAUGGAUUUUGACUCGGGAGUUUUCAAGAACAUCAUUCUUAAACGAAACAUCACCACAGGACCUGUCUUGGUUUACCCCAUGAACAGAAACAAGUGGGACAAUAGGAUGUCAGCAUCAAUACCAGACGAGGAUAUCUUCUACACAGUUGGAUUUUUGCAUUCAAGUGGGUUUGAUAAUUGGAAGGCCUAUGAUGCUCAAAAUAAAGAAAUUUUACAAUUUUGUAUUGAUGGUGGGAUGAAGGUUAAGCAAUAUCUUCCCCACUAUCGCACACAAGAAGAUUGGACAAAGCAUUUUGGCCCUAAGUGGAGGACUUUUGCAGAAAGAAAACAGCAGUUUGAUCCAAGAAUGAUUCUAUCACCUGGACAAAGAAUCUUUAACAAUUAA